CUAUACUCUGCAGUGGUUUACUGAUCUAUAUAUAUUCUAUUAUACUGUGCUGUUGACCCCUGCGUUGUUAUAGCUUGUCUGUUACAGGUUGAGUGAUACCCCUAACAUUAGCUCAAACAUCCCGGUCCUGCUACGAUAGGAAAAGAAAAAGAGAGCAACAUGAAAGCGGUCAUCCAACGAGUCAAGUCCGCAUCCGUGACGGUCGAUAAUCAACUGGUAUCUUCGAUUGGGCGUGGUCUCCUAGUUCUAGCUGGAGUCGGGAAAGGCGACGAUGAGAAGGAAGCAGACAGUUUGAUCUCGAGGAUCAUAAGAUGCCGGUUAUGGCCGGACGAUAACGGGAAGCAGUGGAAGAAGAAUGUCCAGGAUAUUGAAGGCGAAAUACUCUGCGUCUCGCAAUUCACCCUCUAUGCGCAAUUAAACAAAGGCAAACAACCCGAUUUCCACGAAGCCGCCGAUGUCGAAACCGCGCGCAGACUCUACGAUUACUUCUACCAACGGUUACGCGAAGCCUACAAGCCGGAACGGGUCAAGAACGGUGUCUUCCAGGCGAUGAUGGAUGUCGAGUUGAAGAACGACGGACCGGUGGGUUUAGAUUACCGCAGUGACGAAGAGGCGGUCACGAUCGAGGUUAACACGAAACUCCCGAAGAAAGAAAAGACACCGGAGGGGAAUAAGCACGAUAAGGGAGGACAGACCGAGGGCCAGCAGAGCUAUGAAUUCAAGCUCCCCGCGACGCUGCUAGAAUAACACCACCACAAUAUAAUAGCAUAGUAAAAUAGACAUCCAAUAUAGAUAUGAAUGUAAUGAUGUACAAGGA
Molecule: messenger RNA, 817 nt
Organism: Aspergillus glaucus CBS 516.65
Lineage: Eukaryota; Fungi; Ascomycota; Eurotiomycetes; Eurotiales; Aspergillaceae
Product: D-aminoacyl-tRNA deacylase
Exons: 7
Coding region: 160-747 (195 amino acids)
Biological process (GO): tRNA metabolic process
Cellular component (GO): cytoplasm
Molecular function (GO): D-tyrosyl-tRNA(Tyr) deacylase activity
Source: RefSeq, a predicted model, not a curated record